GCUCAGAGUUUGCAAUAUUAUCGACUUUGGAAGAAGACACGUUGUGCCACAGCGGCCGGCUUCAACUGAAAUACUGAACUCAACCCUGAGCUGAGGAGUUUGGUUUAAUUGCUGUUAAGUUUUUUGCAACUUUUAACACUUCUUGGAUUUAUUAUUACGGUGUCGUAGUUUUGAAAAAUUCAGCAAAUACUCAGAUAAAAAGAACCUUGUUGAUUAAUUUAAAAUCGUGAUGGGUGCCACCUCCAGUCGAGGACUUUCCGUUAGAAAUCCUGAACCACCAGGAAAGAUCAUUCAAAUAACAGAAGAUGUCGCAAAACGUAUGACGACAAGAUAUGGACAAAAUCCUGCCAGUGAACCACAAGGAAGGGCAGAAGCUGAGCAUCAAAGACCACCUCAAGCACAAGUACAACAGUCGUCGUCACAAAUACCUCAACAUGGAAUUUUAAACGUGGGAUCGAAGGGCUUUCCUGUCGUUGAGACUGUUAGUGCAUACGAAGUGAGACAGCAAAAGGACUUUGAACUUCGGAAGAAUGACGAGUUUUGGACUUCAAAAUUAAAAGAUUUGGAAUCUAGGUACAUUGCUGCCGCAUUUGCAGCGGAAGGGGAGUUUAACAAAGAAUUGGAUAAGUUGGAUAAAUUAGUACCCAAUCCCAAACAACCUGUGUGUCAGGAUCACACUAUUAAAGUCGCUGAAUGUUAUCGGCAAAAUAAUAAUCAAGCCUUAAAGUGUUCUGACGUGGUCAGAGAAUUCGCACUCUGUGUGGAGAGUUCAACCCAGAAACCCUCAGCUGCGUAAAAUUAAUUACAGAUGUCCAAACAGCGAGAGAACAGGGCAAAAGUCAGUUCGAAUGUAAUUGCCACCUCAUAACUGUACAGCGAGACGAGUCAUUUUAUGAUUAUGAUACAACUGUAGUUUUUUGUUAGGUUAGCCGAUAGUUAGUUGUGAGUUAAUUUACUUUAGGACCGAUGUUCCUGAGUGUAAAUCAAAAAACUACAAGACCUUGGUAUGGGAUGUAAUAAAGUGAUUGAAAGUUAA
Messenger RNA from Folsomia candida, 1036 nucleotides. RefSeq names its product MICOS complex subunit Mic19 (gene Chchd3). The record is from RefSeq and is a predicted model, not a curated record. Gene Ontology annotation, cellular component: MICOS complex. Lineage: Eukaryota; Metazoa; Arthropoda; Collembola; Entomobryomorpha; Isotomidae. Gene Ontology annotation, biological process: inner mitochondrial membrane organization. The transcript is spliced from 6 exons. Bases 230 to 796 code for a protein of 188 amino acids.